GAGGUUAUGUUGAAAACUCGCUAAAGAGGACAACAUGCCUCCUAAUUGCUAAUGUAAAUAAAAUAUUCGUCGACGUUAGAAAUGCUUAACAUGUCAUGACAAUAAUCAGAGAUUUUUGGUGCGCGCAAGUGUGUAUAAAAUCGUGAAUUGUGAGAAAAGUGUGAAUGAUUUUUAUUGAUUAAACUAGUAAAUUAUUGCGAGCCGGUUGCUCCUAACCUCAAAAAAUGGUCAAGGAACAGUACAGAGAAACUGACGUUGCACGAAAAAUCUCUCAUGUUUCGUUUGGCGUUGACAGUCGUCACAACAUGGAGCGACAGGCUCAUAUCCAUGUUGUGGCAAAAAAUUUAUAUAGUCAGGAUAGUCAGCAUACACCGGUCCAGUUUGGUGUUCUUGACAAACGCAUGGGAACCUGUUCCAAUGCAAGUCCUUGUGGGACAUGUGGGAAAUCUCUGAGCGAGUGCAUUGGUCAUUACGGUUACAUAGACCUAGAGUUACCAGUUUUUCAUGUUGGAUAUUUCCGGUCAGUGAUUGGAAUUUUGCAAACAAUUUGCAAGAAAUGUUCACAUGUAAUGCUUCCACCGAUCGAGAAAAAAGCCUUCCUAACUCGUGUACUGAAUCCGAACUUGGGAUAUUUGAGUAGAAAAGCGCUGAGAAAGCGAAUUCUUGAAAAAGCCAAAAAGACAACAACCUGUCAAAACUGCCGUGAGAUCAAUGGGACUGUGAAAAAAGCUGGCUUACUCAAAAUCGUACAUGAAAAAUACAAAGCCAAGAAAAAAACUGAUCCUAUUGUACUAGAAAAAUUAGCAGAGUACAAUAAUGUUAUGGAAGAGAACAAAGAAUUGGAUAGUAUUUUGCAAAGUGGAUUGAUCCAUGUUCUUAAUCCACUUGAGGUUCAAGGAAUUUUGGAACGUAUUCCAACUCCGGACAUUCCACUUUUGCUGAUGAAUCCCAAUUGUGCUUUGCCGAAAGAUCUGAUUUUAACGAGAAUUCCUGUACCGCCAAUUUGCAUCAGGCCAAGCGUAAUUUCGGAUUUGAAAGCAGGCACUAACGAGGACAAUCUAACGAUGAAACUUUCGGAAAUUGUUUUCAUAAACGAUGUUAUUCAAAAGCAUAGACAAAGCGGGGCAAAAGUACAAAUGUACAACGAGGAUUGGGAAUUUUUGCAGUUGCAUUGCGCUCUCUACAUAAACAGCGAAAUGUCCGGUAUUCCGCCAAAUAUGCAACCCAAAAAGUCGGGUCGCGGUUUGGUGCAACGUUUGAAGGGUAAACAAGGUCGUUUUCGUGGUAAUUUGUCAGGAAAGCGUGUAGAUUUUUCCAGUAGAACAGUUAUAUCGCCGGAUCCAAAUCUAAGAAUCGAACAAGUGGGAGUGCCGAUCCACGUAGCAAAAAUUCUCACUUAUCCGGAACGAGUUAAUCCAUCAAACAUAGAAUUGAUGAGAAGUCUGAUUCGAAACGGGCCGGAAGUUCAUCCGGGAGCGAAUUUCGUCCAGCAGGGAAAAACACAAUUUAAGAAGUUUUUGCGUUACGGAAAUCGACAGAAAAUUGCUCAAGAUUUGCAGUACGGGGACGUAGUCGAACGUCACUUGAGAGAUGACGACGUGGUCCUGUUUAAUCGUCAGCCGUCUCUUCACAAAUUAAGUAUCAUGGCGCACAAAGCAAAAGUUCUCGAGCAUCGAACAUUUCGUUUCAAUGAGUGCGUUUGUACACCAUAUAAUGCCGAUUUCGACGGUGACGAGAUGAACUUGCAUCUACCACAAACGGAAGAAGCUCGUGCCGAGGCGUUGGUUCUCAUGGGGAACAAAUCGAAUUUGGUAACGCCGAGAAAUGGCGAGCUUUUGAUCGCUGCUACUCAAGACUUUAUUACCGGUGGUUAUCUUCUAACGCAAAAGGAUACGUUUCUCAAUAAAUCGCAGGCAUGCCAAUUAGCCAGUUGUUUAUUGGUAGGCGCAGAUGCAGGAAUGUGCAUUGACCUGCCACCACCAGCCAUUUUGAAGCCCGCACUACUGUGGACAGGAAAACAGAUAUUCAGUUUGAUAUUGCGUCCGAAUAAUAGUUGCCACAUAAAGGCAAACUUAAAAACUAAAGGAAAGGCAUAUUCACGCGACGAAGAGUUAUGUUUCAACGACUCUUUUGUGGUUAUACGAAACUCUGAGUUGAUUGCUGGUUCGAUGGAUAAAUCGACGUUGGGCUCAGGCUCGAAACAAAAUAUUUUUUACGUGCUGCUCCGAGAUUGGGGCGAGGAUGCGUCUACAACAGCCAUGUGGCGUUUAGCAAGAAUAGCGAGCUACUUCCUGAUGAAUCGCGGAUUUUCCAUCGGAAUCGGUGACGUAACACCUGGUCAGGGACUUUUACGUGCCAAGCACGAACUCCUCGAUGCUGGAUACACGAAAUGUAAGGAAUACAUAAGACAACAAGAGGAAGGACGAUUGGUCCUCCAACCGGGAUGUUCAGAAGAGGAAACCCUAGAAACUAUGAUACUUAAAGAGUUGUCGGUAAUUCGUGACCACGCCGGUAAAGCUUGCCUCAAAGAACUUCAUCCUAGCAACAGUCCUCUCGUAAUGGCCCUUUCCGGAAGCAAAGGAAGUUUUAUCAAUAUAUCGCAGAUGAUUGCUUGCGUGGGUCAACAAGCCAUAAGCGGUCAUCGUGUGCCUAAUGGUUUUGAGGAUCGCGCGUUACCGCAUUUCGAUCGACACUCGAAAAUCCCGGCAGCUAAGGGUUUCGUUGAGAAUUCCUUUUAUUCGGGGCUCACGCCAACCGAAUUUUUUUUCCAUACCAUGGGUGGUCGCGAGGGUUUAGUUGACACAGCGGUCAAAACGGCGGAGACUGGUUACAUGCAGCGACGAUUAGUUAAAAGUUUGGAGGAUUUGUGUUUGCAUUAUGAUAUGACAGUGAGGAAUUCGGUGGGUGAUAUUGUGCAAAUUUUGUAUGGUGGUGAUGCCUUGGAUCCGACUUACAUGGAAGGCAAAGAUUGUCCCGUCGAUUAUAAACGAGUUUUGGAUCACGUGCGCGCAAAAUCUCCUUACAAAGAGGAAGAACCGUUGGAUGGCCAGGACGUUGUGAAAGCGACAACGGAAUUGUUGAACGGUGAUGAAUAUUCAUGUCUGAGCGACGAAUUCAAACAAGAAUUAGCGACAUUUUUGAAAACAAUAUCCCGGAAAAUAACGCGGUUGCGACAGAACAUUUCGACAAAAUCGCGGGUAGGAAUGCAACUGGAGCGUUUAACGGUGUCACAAUUAGUGGAAUUUAUUCACACCUGCAAGGAAAAAUACAUGAGAGCUAAAAUAGAGCCGGGGACAGCGGUCGGUGCAUUAGCAGCUCAAAGUAUCGGUGAACCUGGUACGCAGAUGACUCUGAAAACCUUUCAUUUUGCUGGUGUCGCCUCGAUGAAUAUCACUCAAGGUGUACCGAGAAUUAAAGAAAUUAUAAACGCCAAUCCGAAAAUAAGUACUCCCAUCAUCACCGCAGCACUGGAGAAUGAUACGGACGCUGAAUUCGCUCGUCGGGUAAAGGGACGAAUAGAAAAAACGACGUUGGGCGAAGUUACGGAAUAUAUCGAGGAAGUUUAUUUGCCGGACGACUGUUUCCUGCUCAUAAAACUCGAUGUGGAUAGGAUAAACUUGCUGAAACUUGAAGUAGAUGCUAAUUCGAUUCGAUAUUCCAUAUGCACGUCUAAAUUGAAGCUGAAUCCAAAACUUGUGACUGUACGAGGAGACUCGAUAAUUACGGUGAAUCCGAGUAAACUUAAACACAGUUUAAAUUAUGCGCUGACGCAACUGAAGGAAUUGGUGCCAAACGUUGUUAUAAAGGGUUUACCGACAGUUGCUCGUGCCGUUAUACACAACGAUGACACAAGUGGAAGUACGCGAUAUAAAGUUUUCGUCGAGGGUGAUAACAUGCGUGAAGUCAUGGCGACCCCCGGAGUCCUCGGUUGCAAAACUACCUCGAACAACACCAUCGAGGUUUUCAAAACAUUAGGAAUUGAAGCGGCGCGGUCGACAAUUAUGACAGAGAUCAAGUUAGUAAUGGAGAAUCACGGAAUGAGCAUAGAUCGAAGGCAUCCGAUGUUGGUGGCUGAUCUGAUGACGAGCAGGGGCGAAGUCCUCGGCAUAACACGUCAAGGGCUUGCAAAAAUGAAGGAAUCUGUGCUUAACCUCGCUUCGUUUGAAAAAACAGCCGAUCAUCUUUUUGACGCGGCUUACUACGGACAAAGGGAUGCGAUAUGUGGAGUAUCUGAGUCCAUAAUUAUGGGCAUCCCGGUACCUGUUGGAACUGGGAUUUUCAAGCUUCUUCACAAAUCCGACAAGGACAAACCUCAAGAACGACGACUGAUUUUCGAUGAUCCACAAUUUCACAAAACACCACCAAGCACAAGAAGCUAAAAAUGAUACAGGCAGCUGUUGGUGAAACGUUGGACAUGGUUGCUAUAUCACUUUUGGUUGUUAUUCGUUAUAAAAUGAAGAACAGAGUAUUGUGUUUGGAGAUGUUGUUACAGGCUGAAUAAUUUCCGUUUAUGCAGCUUCUUUUAUGCAACUUCCAUGUUUCCUCAACUUUGAAUAUAAUUUUUGGCAGAGAAUAUAUAUGGCUAUUAUUUUGUUAAAUCAAUUUUUUAUUUGCCAUCGUUAUACGAUUCAUAUACGUUUUACAGUUUUUAAAUUGUGAAAUAAAACAUGGUUAUACGAGCGAAGUGAAUAAAUGGAACGUUAAACAUGA
This is a messenger RNA of Venturia canescens, 4710 nucleotides long. RefSeq names its product RNA polymerase III subunit A (gene Polr3A). The record is from RefSeq and is a predicted model, not a curated record. Bases 225 to 4379 code for a protein of 1384 amino acids. The transcript has 17 exons. Gene Ontology annotation, biological process: DNA-templated transcription. Gene Ontology annotation, cellular component: RNA polymerase III complex. Lineage: Eukaryota; Metazoa; Arthropoda; Insecta; Hymenoptera; Ichneumonidae. Gene Ontology annotation, molecular function: DNA binding.